Molecule: messenger RNA, 669 nt
Organism: Cuscuta europaea
Lineage: Eukaryota; Viridiplantae; Streptophyta; Magnoliopsida; Solanales; Convolvulaceae
Source: the annotation of a GenBank genome assembly
ACACCAAACAACCACAUACUGUACUAUCUAUACAAAACACAACCACAUACGUAUUGAAUUUAUAAGAAUGGCCAAGAAAUCAGGGAAUGCUCUCUUCGGACUAUUCAAGCUGAAGAAAAAGAAGGAACGACGGGACGAAGGAGAUUCCGAGAGGGACGAGGCGGUGGUGAAGAAGGAGAAGGUGUACAAAGUAUAUGCGAGCGACGAAGAUCGUCUCAAUUGGGUGGCUGACCCUCAGAUUGAUGCCAAAGCCACCGCUUUCAUAAACGCCAAGAGACUGCAGUUUCGGUGCAGCAGCAACACCAACGAUAGCGAGGACACCGCCGCCUCCACAACAACAACAACAACAUCCAAGCCUUAAUCUCAAAAGAAUUUGAGGCCGAGGACACCGCCGCCUCCAAAGAACAUUAAUUAUGUCGUGUACGUUUUGUUGUGUACAUUAUCAUAUGUAGCAUACAACUUUGUUUUUGGUAGCAGGGCAGCUUUGUGAAUGAGUUAACCGCAGCCUUAUUUCGUUUAAAAUCCUAGUACGGAGUAGUUUUUUAAUCUUCUAGCUAACUAUGUCUCUCCGCUAGCUAGUGUGCUCCUCUGUGCACAUCAUACUGUAUAGGAGAAGGAAAUUCUAUUCUCUAUAUAUAAUUAUCAUUCCUCUUUUAAUUUAUAUUGUAC